AUGUCGCGGAGAAUACUCGGCGUAUUUUAUCUCGGUCUUCUUGAAUUGAUAAGGUCCGCCGUUUUCAUCGUAAGUUGUCUUAUUUUUAUAUUUGACUGGUUUCAGUUUUUCGGCUCUUCAAUAUGUGCUCAGAAUAUCCUAAAAAGGAAUCUGAAUGACAAUUCUGUCGUGUGCAUUGGCUGGGGAGUCGCUUACUUUAUAUCUUCGAUAAUUGCCAUAAAUAAACAAGGUAUGAUGAAUCCAUUUUACCGUCAACUUAUUAAAGGAUCAUCUGUGUUCUCAAUAACUGCGCUUUAUCAUUUUUGGAACAAGAAAAUAAGCAAAGGGGAGUUCUUCUUAUCCAUUAUUGGGCAAGUUGUUGGCGCUUUUGUAGGGGCGUGUUUGGCAUGGGCGUUGGUUUACGGUAUGAUUACACAGAAUUAUAAAGGAAUUUACAGAGGCUGUAUUCCAAUUGGACAAGGGGAAUCACAUGCUGACAGGUCCCUUGAGGACGGCUCAGAUCUUCGCUGGAUAUCCAAGUCUUCAUCAAUCUACGAUCAACGCAUUUUUUGCCGAGGUUCGUAAUUUUCUUUGACUUUUACAAAACUAUUCAAAAUAAUUCAGAUAGUGUCAUCAUUCUUGUUCGUGUUCAUUAUUUCUGUAGUGGAAAAUUCAGUUCGUAACGUAAUCUUGAGUAAAUUUAUUCAUGGAGUUACAUUAAUUAUAAUCCUUUUGUCUCUCGACUUCAACUCGACCACAACGAUAAACCCAGCCAGAGAAAUCGGAUCCCGGGCGGCUUCUUACAUUUUUGGAUACAAUGAGAAGGUGUUUAGGUAUGGAUAAAUUUUCUUUACUUUUGUGUGCAACUACACCACUUCAUUGAAAAAUUUUUCAGUUUCCGUUCCUCAAAAUGGUUACUCAUUGUGACCAUGGGACCAGUUCUUGGCUCCUUACUGGCAAUGUGCGCCUUCAAUCUGCUACGGCUUUGUUCAACAUCUAAAAAGGUCAAUAAUGUCAGAAGUAAAGGGACUCAAGCGUCACCUCAUGUAUAUGGCGUUCAUUUCGAUAAUCUUCACUCUCGAAUGCUAUAA
Molecule: messenger RNA, 1070 nt
Organism: Bursaphelenchus xylophilus (pine wood nematode)
Lineage: Eukaryota; Metazoa; Nematoda; Chromadorea; Rhabditida; Aphelenchoididae
Source: the annotation of a GenBank genome assembly